CCCUCCCUGCCCAAAAUGGCUUUGGCUUCCCAGCUCGGUUCCUGCUCCCCCGCCGCCGCCUCCUAUCAUCGGCACUGCGCUCGCCGGGCGUCGCCGAUGCUCGAGUGGGCGCGGUGGUGCGUGCCGGGCGGCGCCGCCGCAGGACGGGGCCGUAUCGGGUGGAGGGUUGGGGUGGAUUCGGAUGGAGGAGGUGGCUCGUACCUGGACACGUGGAAGAGCGCGGUGGAGCGCGAGAGGAGGUCGGUCGAGUUCCAGCAGAUCGCGGAGGGGCGCGGCGGCGGCGGCGUGGUGGAGGAUUUGGAGAAGAAGAGCGAGGAGUUCAGGAGGAUUCUGGAGGUGCCGAAGGAGGAGAGGGACAGGGUCCAGAGGAUGCAGGUCAUCGAUCGAGCGGCCGCGGCCAUCGCGGCGGCGCGCUCGAUCGUGAAGGAGAAUGCAAGCUCGGAGAGCGGUAGUGGAAGUGAAAAUGGAAGCGGUCAGGGUGGUGGGGCUUUGGAGGAUGAGCAAAGAGAAAAUGAGACAAGGAUAUCCGUGCCUACCUCUGAAACUUCUGGCGGUGCCACACUGGGUCCAGAUUUUUGGUCCUGGACACCCCCUCCAAAUAGCGAAGACAGCUCAGAUGGGAUGGAUUUGCAGAAGCUGCAGAAGUCUUCCUCGUCCAUGGGUCCGAUGCCUUCAGUUGUCGAGAAAGACCGAUCGGUUGAUUUUCUUCCAAUUCCUUUUGAGAGUAAACUUUUCUCCCCACUUACUCCACCUCUUCAGUCACUGAUGGAGGUUGAGAAGCUGGAUUCUAACACGAGUCAAGAGGCGUCGGCCUUAACAGAGGAUCAUGAGCUUGACCACUUAUUUACAGCACACGCUGCUGAAGCAGCCAGUGCACUGGAUGAAGUGGAUAUACUAACAUCAGAAGGAGUGAAUUUAGAUGGAUCGAGGUGGUGGAAAGAGACAGGAUUGGAGAGGAGGCCCGAUGGCGUGCUUUGUAGGUGGACAAUGACUAGGGGUGUCAGUGCUGAUCAAGUCACAGAGUGGCAGGAGAAAUUUUGGGAGGCUGCCAAUGAGCUUGGUCACAAGGAACUAGGUUCUGAGAAAUCUGGGCGUGAUGUCUAUGGAAAUGUUUGGCGUGAGCAUUGGAAGGAGUCUAUGUGGCAGAAUUCAGGAAUUGUACAUCUCGAGAAAACUGCUGACAAGUGGGGCAAAAACGGAAAAGACGAAGAGUGGCAAGAGACAUGGAAGGAACAUUAUGAUGCCUCAGGCAAAGCGGAGAAAUGGGCCCACAAGUGGUGCUCUAUUGACCCAACAACACAACUUGAAGCUGGACACGCUCACGUUUGGCAUGAAAGGUGGGGAGAGAAGUACGAUGGACAUGGUGGCAGCAUCAAAUACACUGACAAAUGGGCAGAGAGGUGUGAGGGUGACGGGUGGUCGAAAUGGGGCGACAAAUGGGACGAGAAUUUCGAUCCUAACGGCCACGGCGUGAAGCAAGGGGAGGCAUGGUGGGAAGGCAAGCAUGGAGAGAGAUGGAACCGCACGUGGAGCGAACAGCAUAACGGCUCCGGGUGGAUCCACAAGUACGGCAAGAGCAGCAGCGGGGAGCACUGGGAUACGCAUGUUCAGGAAGAAACGUGGUACGAGAGAUUCCCGCACUUUGGUUUUUAUCACUGUUAUGAUAACUCGGUCCAGCUCAGGGAAGUCCGCAAGCCGUCUGAGAUGUCCUAAUCAAUUAUACAUCUCCCUAAAGUGCCUGCAGAGACUUUUUUUACUUGAAGCUGAGAAAUAGCGCAUGCCCGUGCAUACAGCCCACUUCCAAAUAGCAAAAUCUGUGUUUUUUGUCGACUCAAGGUCCUGUGUUUGAGCAUACUGUAUCAAUACAUUCAAUAACUUUUUAUCUGCUAUACUGCUACAGAUCCGCAUCAUAUUCAUAUUUUUUUAUUUGAUGCACGAA
Syzygium oleosum is the source of this 1939-nucleotide messenger RNA. RefSeq names its product protein LIKE EARLY STARVATION, chloroplastic. Gene Ontology annotation, biological process: regulation of starch metabolic process; starch metabolic process. The coding region runs from base 16 to 1713 and encodes 565 amino acids. Gene Ontology annotation, cellular component: starch grain; chloroplast stroma. Gene Ontology annotation, molecular function: starch binding. The record is from RefSeq and is a predicted model, not a curated record. The transcript has 4 exons. Lineage: Eukaryota; Viridiplantae; Streptophyta; Magnoliopsida; Myrtales; Myrtaceae.